This is a messenger RNA of Closterium sp. Naga37s-1, 1887 nucleotides long. Lineage: Eukaryota; Viridiplantae; Streptophyta; Zygnematophyceae; Desmidiales; Closteriaceae. The record is from the annotation of a GenBank genome assembly.
AUGCCCUUGGGAUCUCAUCUCCCAAGCCCAGCGGGUCUAGCGCAGUGUGUGAAGGAGGCCCACUGUGAGAGCCCGGGUGCGGCUGCGCUGUUGGUGGCGUGUGUGGGUGGCAGCGGAGGCGAGGGUUCAGGCAGCCAGCGACUGCAGUGGUUCGCCUGCUGCACCUGUGAAACCUGCUAUCCCACCGGACCAUGCCACCCACGCGGCCCAUGCGGCCCUUGCGCUCCCUGCAAAUCCUGCGACCCGUGCUACCCAUACCAAUCCUGCGACAGGUGCGGGUCGUCGCCGGACCUCUGUGUCUGCUGCGGCGCCCCCAACGCAUUCCCCCCCAGGUGGCGCCGCCUGCCCCCGCUUCCCCCCACCAACCCCCACUCCGACCCGGCCUGUUACGGCGCCGUUGCCGCUGCGGUUCCUGGAACCGGGUUUGCGAUUGUGGGUGGCGCGGUGCGUUCCCAGUCAGGAAAGCCACAGCACGUGCGCCACGUGUCAGUGUUUGACUGGCACAUGGGCGCUUGGUUUGACGUGCAGCAGCCGUGCAUGCUGCCCAGGUUGGACCCGGUGGUGGCUGGAAUGGGUGGGGUGCGGUGGAAUGGGGGGCAGAGGGAUUGCCUCGUGGUUGUUGGAGGGUGUGCUGUUCCGUCUUUCCCGCGCGCGAGCGCUGCUGGCUCAUGUGGCGGCGGCAACAGCAGCAGCACGCAGCAGUACUACCAGUUCCCACGGCUCGACUCGCUUGUGCUUGGAGGGCGGGCCUUUGUCCGACGAUACAUCUCGCCCUGCUUUGGUCUCAACCCGGGGGGCUUCAACCGCCACACACACAGCGGCAGCAUGGUAUCAGAGGCAGGUGUGCUGGAGGCUGACUGGGAGAGCGCUGAGAUGUGGAGGGUGGUGGGGGAGUCUGAUGCCAUCCAUGCCAUCUGGACCAGAACACACGUGGCACAAGUCAUUGUAGCGGAUGUGACUGGAACAGGUGAUGUGACUGUAGCAGGUGUGACUCUGUCUGCUGUGACUGCAAGGCCAGGAGCAGAAGGAAACUCAACGAAAGCACGCAGCAGCGCAGCGUGCCAUGCGGCACCUCCUGAGGCGCUUCAAACACCACUAGGCGGCCAGAGCAGCAGGACAAAGCAUGCCACGCAUGCCACACCCGCCACCUACUCCGUGCUCUGCUCCCUCGACCCCUCCCACUCUCUUCUUGUCUUCAACCACCUUCACCGGAAAUGGGUCCCUGCUGGCCCUCGCCUUUCCUCUCCCUCCCCUCCUCGUCCUCCUCUUCCUCGCCCGUCCCCUCACGUCCUCUACCCCUGUAGGAGGGGCUCGCAUGGGGGACAUUGUUCCACCCUACCCUGCCCACCCACGCCACCCUACCCACUCGUGCCACCCUGCUCGCCCGUGCCUCCCUGCGCACCCGCUGCACCGCUCAACUUGGAUGCUGCUACACUCAACCCACACCUACCAAGCUGUGCCAGCAACAAUGCAGCUUCCAGUCUCGUUGUUCCCAAUUCUGCUGCUGCUACCUCUGCCUCUGCUGCUGCUGCUGCUGCUGCUGCUACUGCUGCUGUUGCCAAUUCAGGCAGUGCUGCCAAUUUGGGAAGGCUGCGGCAGCUUGUGGGGUGUGAAGGCCGGCUCUUGGCUCUCUUCCAGCCGCACGACCCGAGCGACCCGCACGACCCAGGACGUUCUCUCUUCGCCCUCUCACAGCCACCCCCCACUGUCGAGCCCCCACCACCGCAGGCACAGGCUUCAGAAAGCGUGUCUGUAGCAGCAGCGGGAGAGUUGAUGCGGCUGGUAAAUAUUGAUAGAGUGGGGAGCCGAAUUGGCUGGGAAAUUGGGGCUCCAGUGGCCUUGCCUGGGAAUGGAAGGUUGCAUCACAUGCUUUCCGUUGCCAUUUAG